AUGAGUAAAGGUAUGUGCACUUUUAGUCAGUACCUAGGAAGAAAAUUACGUUUUGAGACCCCUCUGCGCUUUGGAGACCUCUGCUGUACCGUCGCUCGAGGCGCGCUGACGUCGCCGCCCGGCGUGACGUGUGUUCCUGUGACGCGCAGAAAUUUUAAACUCUCGUCCUUCUCAGUGAUGGCGGCUUCGUUUCGCUCUCUCCCCGCAAGCAGUAACAACAAAUGGUACUUCACCCGGCAGCAGAUCGACAACAGCCCAUCUCGGCGAGCUGGACUUGAUCCCGACAAGGAGCUCUCAUACAGACAACAGGCGGCGAACCUCCUCCAGGACAUGGGACAGCGGCUCAAUGUCUCUCAACUUACAAUUAAUACAGCCAUUGUGUACAUGCAUCGCUUUUACAUGAUCCAGUCCUUCACCAGAUUUCACAGAAAUGUCAUCGCACCUGCUGCUCUGUUCCUGGCAGCAAAGGUAGAGGAGCAGCCUCGAAAGCUGGAGCAUGUCAUCAAGGUGGCCCAUGCCUGCCUCAAUCCCCAGGACCCUUCACCAGAUAUUCGCAGUGAUGCCUACCUGCAACAAGCCCAAGACCUGGUCAUUCUUGAGAGCAUAAUUCUCCAGACCUUGGCUUUUGAAAUCACCAUCGAUCAUCCUCAUACACAUGUUGUCAAAUGCACUCAGCUUGUCAGGGCAAGCAAGGAUUUGGCCCAAACAUCAUACUUUAUGGCCACCAACAGCCUGCACUUGACAACGUUCUGCCUGCAGUAUAGUCCGCCUGUUGUAGCCUGUGUGUGCAUCCACCUCGCCUGCAAAUGGUCCAACUGGGAGAUCCCCGUGUCUACAGAUGGCAAACACUGGUGGGAGUAUGUUGACCCUACAGUUACCCUCGAGCUGCUGGACGAACUUACACACGAGUUCCUGCAAAUCCUGGAGAAAACACCCAGCCGACUGAAGCGAAUUCGCAACUGGAAGGCUGGCGGACAGACACCAAAAGCCAAGCCAAAAGUCCAGGAGGAGGGUGACCAGAGGGACACCAUGAUCAGCAUGAUUUCCAUGGCUUCAUCAGAGAGUACUGUGGCAGGCCUGAUGAGCCUCUCUGCUCCACCUUCUGCCUCCUCUUCCUCAUCAGUGGGCGACAAGGACACAAAUGCUUCUGGCAGUGCUCAGACUUGGAGUGGUAAAGGUCAAGGUGGAUCUGAGCAGCAGUCACAGCAACCACAGCAGCAGCCUAACCAUGAGGUCCACGCCCCAGCUAAGGUGUCGCUGAGUGAGUACCGUGCCAAGAAUGCUGACGUCCUGGCUGCCCAAAAGAGAAAGUUGGAGAACAUGGAGGCCAGCGUAAAGAGAGAUUAUGCCAAUGCAGCUCAGGCCCUCAUUGGCCAGCAACAGAGGAAGGAGAAGCAGCAGCAUCACCAUCAUCCACCCAGCGCUUCCUCUGACAUGUCCAACCCAUCACCCAUUAUUCUUAAAAUCCCCUUGGAGAAGGAGAGGCAUGACUCUCUAAAAAUGCGCUUCCCAGUUGCUGGAGGAUCAGGAGGAAGCAGUGGACACAGCAGCAGUGGUCGAGGCCAGGAUCCAGACAUCAAAGUCAAAAUCCGAGUGCCUGACAAGCAGAGGGGGACUUCAGGAGAGGAUGGCAAAAGCAGGGACAAGCACAGGGAGCGUUCUAACCACCACCACCAUUAUCAUCACUCUCACCACCACCAUUCCUCUUCCAGUAGUGCCUCACUUUCUUCUUCACACAAACAUUCAUCUAGUUCCAGCGGCACGCUGGGAAGCAGCAAAAAAGUACCAAGUGACUCCUCUAGAACAAGCUCCUCAUCCUCGUCCUCAUCCUCGUCUGCCUCACGCAAGAGGACACACUCCCAGGAUCCUUCAGCAGGAUCUCACCCACCCUCCAAAGUGAGCAAGUCUAGGAAUCCCUACCAGUUACCUCCCCUGUCUUCCUCCUCCGGACAAAUUUUGGGGCACGGUUCUGACAUUCUUCCGUCUCUGGGACUCCCCCACCACCAAGGAAGCUAUUCGCAUUCCAAAAGCGACAAAACUGACACUAAUGGUCACAGUUCAGCUGGCGGAGCCCAGUCCAACGAGUACCAGGACACUUUUGAGAUGCUAAACUCACUGCUGAGUGCACAGGGUGUGCAGCCGUCCCAGCAGUCUAUGUUUGACUACAGAUCUCAGUAUGGUGAUUAUCGGUACUCGAGCAGCUCCAGAGGAAACAACCCUAGGCCCCCUCCCCUGCCCACGGAGCCGCCUCCCCCACUGCCGCCUUUGCCCAAAUAAGUUUCUAAUCAGGAAACCACAUUAUGUACAUUUUACUUGACAUCUUGAUCAUCUUGUUACAUAAAGUGUUGUAUGAUAUUUUCCAGCCACCCAACAUUUUAUAGUCUUCAGUGUGACAGCAGAGAAAUGUACUGGGGGUAACAAAGGAUUUUAUGGCGUACUCGUGGGGCAAUAAUGGGACUUGCAAAAUGUGAGACAAGAAGAAUCAUGGGAAAGUGUAGAUAGUGUUUUGUUUUUCUUUUUGAAAAAUUCAAAUGAUAUGUGACAAGAAGACGGGAAUUAGAGGAUGUCAAUGUGUUUGGAAAAAUUUCCAUGACAUACCUGGUUGGUCUUCUUACUGAUUCUUUUUAUAAUGUUUUUAUAGGGUGUUAUUUAUUGAUCAAAUGAUUCUAAAAAAGAAAAAAUGUCCCCUUUUUCUACCUUUUUUUAGGGUUAAACCUCUGUUCUUUUGGAACAGAUGGUCAUUUCUUUAAGACUGUACAGCCUAGUUAGAGUGCAUGUCUCCAAAGCCAUCUUUUCGAUAUAUUUUUUACUUUAUUUUAUUUUUCCCAUUUUUAUUUUUUCUGUGAGCCAUAAAAUGGCUUCAUCCCUUAUGUAUAUGUUAUAUUUGCUGUGCUAUUUGGUGAUUUGAGGAAAAAAUGUAAAAAAAAAAUGUUUAAAACAAACAUUGGAACCUUUAUAUUUGCAAAUUUGCAAAAAAAAAAAAGGAUGUAAAUUAGGAAAAGCUUGUACUUUUCACUUUAAGUUUUUAAGUCUUGCAGUCAUUGUUUUAAAUGGUUGUAAAAUAUUCAUAUUUGGUUCUUGAAUGGAUACACUAAGUUCAUGGCAAGAACAUUCAUCUGUUCACAAACGGUUGAAACAUCUGUGCGCUUUGGUCACAAUGAAGGAAAUUCAACAAAAAGAGCAUCUAUCUAGACUAUUUCUCUUUCCUUAUUGUUUUUCCUCAGGAGUUCAUUUUUUUGGGGUGAUCACAGGUAAAUGCAAAGACAAAGAAAUAAGCAUCAUAUAUGGAAAUGUAUAAUUUUCAGAAGACAAGAAAUUAUGUCAGGAAAAACUUCUUCCCAGAUUUGCUAGACCCUAAUAAGCACAGUAUACAGAGUUUUAACACAGUAUAAAAGUUAAUAGCUCAUCUGUUUUUAUCUAAUUGUGGGGAUGUUUUAAAAGUGUAAACCCUAGUGUAGCUGUCACUUCACUCUGGUCUGAUUUAAUCAUGUUAAACUUGUCUUUCGAGUGCAUUCCUCUAAACUAAAUUGGUGGAUAUUUAACUUUGGUUUGUUUUAUUAUCUGCCCACAUGCCAUCAUUCAUCAUAAAAACAUGUUUGCAUGUUUUCUGUGGUUGUACAGAAUCAUAUGUGACCAGCAGGUUAUUUAUAUACCUCCACUUCUUGAGCAUGAAGGCCAAUACCCAGAUUUUGUUGGCAAGAUAAGCAGGUUAUUGCCUAUUCAUAAAACUUAAUUGUUUAGGAUUAGUGCUCUUAUUUUACAGUAAUGUAGCACAGCAAAUCAGCCGUCCAGCUGUAUAUUUUACCCCCUUCAUAUAUUUGAAAAUGUGCUUGAAAAGAGAAGCUUCUUGCUCAUGCAGCAGAGGUUUUAUUAUUCUUGGUUGUAACAGGGAAACAGUAAAUGCACUGAAUAUUUAUCUCAGUAGGUUUGCCUACAAUGCAAUUGACAAAGUGUUACGUGUAUAAUGGUUAGACUAAUAGAUUUUCUGGUGUGAAAUUGCCACUGUUUUUGAAACAUUUUGUUUAAUCUGGGCAAAGCUUCCAUUUUAAGUAUUACCAUUUUGUUGUGAACAAGCCACAAAAAGGACACAUUUCAUAUUAAAACCCAUAUGUAAGAAAAAAAGGACGACACUCAUGCAACCUAACAAUGCAAAAAUCAUAUAGCUACAAUAAAUUUCAUGUGUUUUCAUGUCUUGGUGUUUUCAGUGACACUCAGGUCUGAAAAAGAAAAAGUUUUGAGAUUUUUUUUUUUCCCCGUUUAAAAUAUGUGAACACUGUUCUUUUUUUUUAUAUAAUGUGGUUGCUUUAUUCUCAAAGUCAAUAAAAAUAUUUUAAGAAAGUGCUGCUUUUGGCUCAUCAAUAACAUUGCAUUUUAUAGGUGAAUCAAUCUAUGCCAGGGGUGUCAAAUGCGGUCUAGGAGCUUGAUCUGCCCUGAAAGAAGAUCGAGUUUUACCCAUUAUAUUUUGCAAAAAAAAUAUGUUUGA
This is a messenger RNA of Haplochromis burtoni (Burton's mouthbrooder), 4483 nucleotides long. It is a transcript of the gene ccnt1, whose product is annotated as cyclin T1. The record is from RefSeq and is a predicted model, not a curated record. Gene Ontology annotation, cellular component: cyclin/CDK positive transcription elongation factor complex; nucleus. Gene Ontology annotation, biological process: regulation of transcription by RNA polymerase II; positive regulation of DNA-templated transcription, elongation. Lineage: Eukaryota; Metazoa; Chordata; Actinopteri; Cichliformes; Cichlidae. The coding region runs from base 1 to 2277 and encodes 758 amino acids. Gene Ontology annotation, molecular function: cyclin-dependent protein serine/threonine kinase activator activity. The transcript is spliced from 10 exons.